AUGGAGGUGUCCGGCAGAACGUCUCCUGAUGGGCUGCUUCUCAUUGGUCCAGGCCAAGCUGGAACCCGAGUUGAUGUUCCGUUUCCGCCAAACUCCAGCACCCCCCUCCUCAAAGCAGGACUGAAUGCCAUUGCCCUGUACAGAGGGGUCAACAACAGUAGCUUUGCUCCGGGGACUGUCACCUCAGCCACAGACCUUCUGGAUGCCUUGGUUUACACGACUGUGGAAGGCACGGAUUCAAGACUGCUGGACAUUUUGAGCCCUGGGAAACCCAUCUUCUAUGGAAGAGAGCGAUCCCAGCAGGGUAAUUCGUCUAUGAAUAGGUGUGUCUGCUGCUCCACCACCCGCGAUGCCUCUGUCUAUGCGCUUGGAAAGCCGACGCCGCGGUACUUCAACGAUUGCCCCAAGAAGCGUUUCAGUGAAGAAAUUUCCUUGUGUCUUCAGGGGGCAGGUUGCCAGCAAGAAUCCUCAGUGCGACACAACACAGUAAUGCUUUUGGCCCAGGCCCUGGGUAAGCAGUGCGGCUGUGGAGUGUCUCCUGCUCAUUUCAGAGAUGCUGCUGUAGCUUGCCAGGGCCCAGACUUGGUGUUCACCGCUCUCCUGAUGGCCAGAUCAGCAGAAGAACUCACCGGUCUGCUACAGGACUUCUCUCUCUUCCUGGAGAGCAAGGAGGUGGUUGGCUUUGGAGAAUGGAAUGGCACAGUGAGGACAACAUGCUUGAGAGAUGCCAACGUGACAGAAACGCCUCCAGCAGCAAUGCCGGAGAAGCCAGGAUCAACAGAGGGGUCUCCGAUCGCACAGGCCAAGCUCCUUAUCAAUGAGGUGAAUCCAGACAACCCUGGAGCCCGAGAAGAUACUGAAUACGUAGAGCUCUUUUAUCCCGGAUUAGUGCCCUUUGACCUCCGUGACUACUGGCUUGUCCUUUAUAAUGGCAAGAACAACUUGGCUUACAAGGUGGUGAACCUGACGGGUCACCGCACCGACGAUCGAGGCUACUUCCUGGUGGGCAGCGACGGGGUGACCCCCAAACCCUCGAUUAUUCUGCCCCCCAAUACUAUCCAGAAUGGAGUGGAUGCUGUGGCUCUCUACCACACCACCACAGCGAGUUAUCAAACCAACAUGGCCUUGACUGACGAGGGGCUGGUGGACGCCGUGGUGUACAAGUCCCGGGGCUCAGAAAAGGCCGACAAGUUGCUUGCGGUUCUUGCUCCGGGUCAAAACGUCCUGCACGAAGACGACUCCCACAGCGACCAAGAUGAGUCUCUGAGCCGGUGUCGCAGUCUAAGGCCUAGAAACCACGACAGCUUCCAGGUGACCGCAAUCACUCCCUCUCAUGAAAACGCAUGCCCACCUCCUGGCUCCAAUUCCACAGAGUACGUGGCUCACAACCACUCUGUUUUGAUCAAUGAAGUGGGCUUGGCUAACUGUUCUGUCCCUUACCAGUUCGUUGAGAUAAAAGGGACGCCCGGUGCCAGCUUGAAAGGAUACUCCUUGGAGUUCUUCUCUAGCCAGGAUCACAAGCCAUAUGCGAGCAUCCCACUGCAGGGGACAUUUGGAAGUGACGGUCUGUUUGUCCUCCUUUCAGAACAACGGUCCAGGCCUGGCAAGGCUCAUGAUCAGCUGGUCACACCCUCUGUUUGGAGCAACCUUUCUGCACAGCAGCAGUUCCAUGCUGUUGCAGUGACCAGCCAUGCACUGCAAAUCCAUAACAGCACGCUGGCGACCGGGCAGAGCCUAGAAGAUGUGGUGGCUUUUACUCUGAAGCCUCGUGCCAGCCAAAGUCAUCUGGGCUUUCUGGGACCAAUCCACGUAGUUUCAAGCACAGGAGAACGGCCAGUUUCCUUGAGCCGCUGUCCUUCUUGCAGCACAACCUUUGCCGUCUCAGAAGUCACUCCUGGCUCAGAGAAUAGCUGUCCCCAGGAGUCUCUUUCUGUGGUUCUUGGAAUAUGCCUACAGACACCCAAUUGCUCCAUGUGGCCUCAGAACCCCUUGAUGCUGGCUGGUCUCCAAAAGGCGCUGGCAGACUCCAUGGAGGAGAGCUGUUCCUGUGGCAUCUGUCCGUGUUAUUUGCAAGGACUUAAUUUCACCUGUUUCAACUCCAUCCUGAAGCCCUCCGGUCAACUGUGGGCCAGGUCCUCCAAGCAGCUGCAGCAGCUUACCAAGUGGCAGGCUGACUUUCCCAGGAGCCCGCGCCUCUUGGUGGUGGACGGAAAGCCACUCAGGUCAAGUCUGUCAUGCUCAGCAUCAGACACGACAGUCCAGUCUGAAGCUUCAUUCCAGGCCUGGGAGAUUGCUCUUGCUAUCUUAGGAUCCAUUUUGCUUGCCCUGCUGUUAACUGGUGUCGCGUUGUAUGUCAUCAAAAGGCGGCCUCAGAGUUACACCACCAUUGAGAUGAAUGACCGCUGUGAGAUUAUGGCAGACAUUUGAUGCCGUUGGGGACCCACCUUGGCCAGGAAAAGGCCUUUUCUGGCACUGAAGGAGAACACCGGAAUUGCCUCUGCACUUGCCUGGCAUAUGCACUAAUGCGCGAAGAAUGCAACACUGUGCAUUUUAAGAAGUCCUAGAUUAUUAUUAUUUUUUAAUCUUCUGACUUUGGGAUAUGUGAAAUCAGCCUCUUUUGUUUCCACGGAGGUGUCUGCUUUCCCUCUCAGCGCUGUCAAAUAUCCAUGGCAAGCCUGCAAGAGAGUCUUGGAUAGCAUUGCUUUUCUGAAGAGCCGGUGUGCAUCCCUGGUUCCUGGGGGUCCCCCCACCCCCAAACUAGCUGUUGUACAAACUGAUCACAAACUGCUGCAUAUUGCAACAGCGCGGUGGGCGCACGUGUGUUGAAUCACUGUGGUAGGUGUAGAUGGACAUGUGUAUCCUCCUGAGAAUUCCGCUGUGCCGCCAGAUAUUUGUUAUUUGCCACAUGGCCUUGAACUUCUUGAGUGACCUUGGGCUGGUCAGUCUCUUUC
This is a messenger RNA of Gekko japonicus, 2951 nucleotides long. RefSeq lists its product as uncharacterized. NCBI's taxonomy places the organism in Eukaryota, Metazoa, Chordata, Lepidosauria, Squamata, Gekkonidae. The record is from RefSeq and is a predicted model, not a curated record. Bases 1 to 2427 code for a protein of 808 amino acids. The transcript has 13 exons.